Molecule: messenger RNA, 423 nt
Organism: Penicillium manginii
Lineage: Eukaryota; Fungi; Ascomycota; Eurotiomycetes; Eurotiales; Aspergillaceae
Exons: 1
Coding region: 1-423 (140 amino acids)
Source: RefSeq, a predicted model, not a curated record
AUGUUAUCAUACGCAACUUACAUCAGUGCUACGAUCCAUGCCCGCAUAGUUGCGCAAAAGGGCAAAUCAUCAACAUCCUUUCAAUCUCUUACACUCUGCCGGAGCGUGUUACAGGAGCAUCAGUGUCUCUACGGUGCGGCGGGAAAGGCGAAAGAAAGUCUUGAACGUCUAUGCGAUCAUCUCAGUAUCGAUUCUGCAGAGGAUUGUGCGCAAACUCAUGUUUUCACGGAAGCCGUGCCUCGAGAGCCCAUGGUCACGAACGGUCCUUCGCAAAGUUUGAAUGCAUCGAGUAUUCCAGACCAGCCUAUUGAAAUCACUUCGCAGAUCAAUUGGGGCUUGUCGGAUCUUGAUCUUGAGGCAAUUGCCCAAGGCUUCCGUUUUGAUGGCGAGUUGGAUUAUCUUAUGCACCCCGUCGGAAUGUAA